CUGCACCUCCUGCUCCCCUUGAGCACCCUCUUGACCCCCACCCUCCCCGCCCCAUCUCCCACCCAGCCCCACGGCAUCCGCUUGGAAGGGGACCUGACCCUGGGGGGCCUCUUCCCCGUUCACGCCCGGGGUCCUGCGGGGGUCCCGUGCGGCCCCAUCAAGAAGGAGAAGGGCAUCCACCGCCUGGAGGCCAUGCUCUACGCCCUGGACCGCGUCAACGGGGACCCCACGGUGCUGCCCAACCUCACGCUGGGAGCCCGCAUCCUGGAUACCUGCUCCCGGGACACCUACGCCUUGGAGCAGGCGCUGGGCUUCGUCCGUAGCCUCCUGCCCCCGGUGGAAGGGGAAGGGAGAUGCGCCGAUGGCAGCGCCCCCCGGCGGCCGCCUCCAGAGCGACUCGUGGGGGUCAUCGGGGCUUCGGCGAGUUCCGUGUCCAUCAUGGUGGCCAAUGUGCUGCGGCUCUUCAAUAUCCCCCAGAUCAGCUACGCCUCCACGGCCCCGGAGCUCAGUGACCCUGCCCGUUACGGGUUCUUCUCCCGGGUGGUGCCGCCGGACUCGGAGCAGGCCCAGGCCAUGGUGGCCGUGACGAGGGCCCUGGGCUGGAGCUACGUGGCCACCGUGGCCUCCGAGGGCAGCUACGGGGAGAGCGGGGUGGAGGCCUUCGUGCAGAGCUCCAGGGAGGCCGGGGGCCUCUGCAUCGCUCAAUCCAUCAAGAUCCCGCGGGAGCCGCGCCCGGGGGAGUUCGACAAAGUCAUCGGGAGGCUCAUGGAGACAUCGACGGCGCGCGGGGUGGUGCUGUUCGCCAACGAGGACGACAUCCGGCGGGUGCUGGAGGCCGCCGCCCGCGCCAACCUCUCCGGUCACUUCUCCUGGGUGGGCUCGGACUCGUGGGGGGCGAAGCUGGGCCCGGUGCUGGGGCUGGAGCCGGCGGCCGACGGAGCCAUCACCAUCCUGCCCAAGCGCGCCUCGGUGCCCGGCUUCGAUGAGUAUUUCACGUCCCGCUCGCUGGAGAACAACCGCCGCAACCUCUGGUUCCACGAGUUCUGGGAGGAGGAUUUCAACUGCCGCCUGCCCCAUAGCGAGCCCCAGAGCGAGCCCCACGGCGGGCCCGUCCGCAAGUGCACAGGGCGGGAGCGCAUCGGCCGGGACUCGCCCUACGAGCAGGAGGGGAAGGUGCAGUUCGUCAUUGACGCCGUGCUGGCCAUGGCGCGCGCCCUGCACAGCCUCGCGGCCGAGCUCUGCCCCGGGGGGGGGCUCUGCCCCCACAUGGACCCCCCCGACGGGCGCCGCCUCCUGCAGCACAUCCGGGGGGUGAACUUCAGCGGCAGCGCAGGGACCCCCGUGAGCUUCAAUGAGAACGGGGAUGCUCCGGGCAGAUACGACAUCUUCCAGUUCCAGGGCGCCAACGGCAGCGGCAGCUACCGAGCUGUGGGACAGUGGGUGCAGGGCCUGCACCUGCAGGUGGACGCCAUGACGUGGGGCUCCAACCGCUCCGUGCCCCCCUCGGUCUGCAGCCUCCCCUGUGGUCCUGGGGAGAAGAAGACCCCGGUGAAGGGGGUCCCGUGCUGUUGGCACUGCGAGCUCUGCUCCGGUUACCGCUUCCUGGCCGACCCCCAGAGCUGCCAGGCCUGCCCCCCCCACCUGCGCCCCACCAGUAACCACACCUCCUGCCGCCCCACACCCGUCCUACGCCUGCGCUGGGGGGACCCUUGUGCCGCCGUCCCCUUGGCUUUGGCCACCUUGGGCUUGUUGGCCACCGCCUUCGUCUUGCUCACCUUCAUCAAGCACCACGAGACGCCCAUCGUGAAGGCGUCGGGGCGGGAGCUCAGCUACGUCCUCUUGGUGGGCAUCGCUUUGGUUUAUGGCAUCACCUUCCUCAUGGUGGCCGAGCCGGGGGUGGGCGUCUGCGCCAUGAGGAGGCUCUUCCUGGGCUUAGGGAUGAGCCUCAGCUACGCCGCGCUGCUCACCAAGACCAACCGCAUCUACCGCAUCUUCGAGCAGGGGAAGCGCUCAGUGACGCCCCCCCGCUUCAUCAGCCCCACCUCGCAGCUCGUCAUCACCUUCGCCCUCAGCGGGAUGCAGCUGGUGGGGGCGGCCAUGUGGCUCCUCCUGCGUCCCCCCCACGCCCUGGUGGACUACGAGAUGGGGCGAACCCCGGACCCCGAGGACGCACGGGGGGUGCUGCGCUGCGACAUGGCCGAGGGCGCCACCUUGGCCUGCCUGGCCCACGCUCUGCUCCUCAUGCUCACCACCACCGUCUACGCCGUCAAGGCCCGCGGCGUCCCCGAGACCUUCAACGAGGCCAAACCCAUCGGCUUCGCCAUGUACACGACGUGCGUGGUGUGGUUGGCCUUCGGGCCCAUCUUCUUCGGCGCGGCCCGGUCGGCUGAGAGGGUGAGGAGGGGAUGAGGUCAAGGGGUCUGGGAGGG
Messenger RNA from Neopsephotus bourkii (Bourke's parrot), 2429 nucleotides. RefSeq names its product metabotropic glutamate receptor 6-like. Bases 193 to 2409 code for a protein of 738 amino acids. Gene Ontology annotation, biological process: regulation of synaptic transmission, glutamatergic; G protein-coupled glutamate receptor signaling pathway. The record is from RefSeq and is a predicted model, not a curated record. The transcript is spliced from 9 exons. NCBI's taxonomy places the organism in Eukaryota, Metazoa, Chordata, Aves, Psittaciformes, Psittacidae. Gene Ontology annotation, cellular component: membrane. Gene Ontology annotation, molecular function: adenylate cyclase inhibiting G protein-coupled glutamate receptor activity.